Molecule: messenger RNA, 1939 nt
Organism: Boeremia exigua
Lineage: Eukaryota; Fungi; Ascomycota; Dothideomycetes; Pleosporales; Didymellaceae
Product: fungal-specific transcription factor domain-containing protein
Exons: 4
Coding region: 29-1939 (636 amino acids)
Biological process (GO): positive regulation of transcription by RNA polymerase II
Cellular component (GO): nucleus
Molecular function (GO): transcription cis-regulatory region binding; DNA-binding transcription factor activity, RNA polymerase II-specific; zinc ion binding
Source: RefSeq, a predicted model, not a curated record
CUCCGAUCACGACAUCUGACAAUCGCGCAUGCAUGAUCGCACUCCGCCAGUGUUGCCUGAACCGACAAUCUACAUGUCACAAGAGCAGCAGCAACCUGUAACGCCUGCAGGACCGGCUUCAGAGCAGCGUCCAUCUGCGCCUCGACCUGCCAGAUCCAAAAAUGGGUGCAAUGCCUGCAGGAGAAGGAAGGUCCGCUGUAACGAGCGGCGGCCUCGGUGCAGCCACUGUGAAAGACUGAAUCUUGAGUGUACUUGGAAUCGACCUGUGUCAGCACGUAGCAGUAGCAUUCAAUCGACACAGUCGCUCGCUGUUACUACACCUCAGGCAACUUCGCACAUGUACAACACCAAUGUGACAUCCAUUGAGGGCUACGGAAUGGGCGGUAAUGCCUUCUUCGAUUUCUCUGGACCUCUUGGAUUCGGCGCCUGGGAUGAAGAGAUGCUCCUCAGCCCCAACUCGUGGCCUACGGAUCCAACGAUUGCUGCAGCGACUUCACACUUCGAUACUGUACCUCAGCCCAUCUACCAGCUACCGCUUGGACACCAAUCCUCCGGACCACUCAUCGCAGCCGCUCCAUCCACGCCUCGGGCAAGGUUCCAGGCAUUGACAGAACGUGCAGGGCGACAGCCGGAUCCCGCUUCGACAUCUCCCUUUUCGCACGAAGGCACACAGAGCGGGGCAGCUGAUGGCGAUCUACUUGUUAAUACUUUCUUACAAAUGCUUAUGCCCCCUAUCCUGACGCCUGUCGAGAUUGGCCCAAAGUGGGCAUCCACACGAGCCUUUUUCGGAACUAUGGCCACCGAAGCACCUAUUGUGCGAAGUGCAAUCAUGGCCUUCGCAGCCAUGCAAAUGCAACGGAACGGACUAGGCGGCGACGCCUUGAAAACUGACUGGAGACCACUGUAUGAUACCGCUGCGAGACAGCUGUCAUCGGCCCUUACAAAAAAGCGAAAGUCGGAAGGCACAGAAACGCCUAAGAGUGGGCUUAAGCAUAUACUGGCGUCUCUUUUUCUUCUCACAUAUACUGACUUACUUACAGAGACCCUUCCCAGAGCACAUGCCAAUUUGCGUGAAGCUUACUCUCUGAUACAAAACGCAAACAAAAUGUCAUUUACUGUGCCAGAGAGGCGUCUGAUUUCCUGGCUCCGUCUUCUCGAUGCACGCGCUGUAUCUACCAAUGGAGGCGAAGGACUGUUCCUCGCAGAUAAUGACGAAUCUUUGUUCGAUGCAUCGCCAGCCGCCAACCCUGCUUCAGGACCCGAGACCCAGGAUAUGGAGAUCGAAGAAAUUUUGUUCGAUGUGUUGUACCAUCCCGGCAUCGUGUUUUAUCAGAAAGUGCAGUCCUUCGUAGGACGAAUCACCAGAAUAGAUCCUUGGCACCGAAGCCGCGGCACUGUACAAGAUGAGACUGAAGUAAUGGCCUUGGCUGCGCAAAUUUCUAAGGAUCUGCAUGCGCUGUACGAACAACGACCGGCUCUCAUGGAUCAUGCGGUUGCAGGCAAUCUGACCGAUAAACAUCUCGCACAGAACCUGGCCGUCGCACUUACGCGAAGCUUCCGUACCUACCUUGCAAACUAUUAUGCGUCCUUCAUCCAUCUACAUCGUGUUGCGUAUGUACAGUAUCCGAAAACGAAGGACGUCACCACAGCCAUUGCGGAGAUCAAACGCCUCUCGCACCUCAUGGCCCAGACCGAUGAGUCACUUCCAGUCAAUUUGCUAUGGCCCCUUAUGAUUUGGGCGGCCGAAGAAGAGAGACUGGAAGAGCGACGAUGGAUUCUCGAUGCUAUUCGAGGGCUAGAGAGCAUUGCUUCAAAUGCAAAGGCUACUGGCGACCUCCUUGAGGAGGUGAUUCGACGGCAAGACGAAGGAAAGCGAAGAGUCGACAUACGGAGUGUCAGCCAGGAGUAUUUUGCGAGCCAUCAUUUUGCCAUUGUCUGA